Molecule: messenger RNA, 1584 nt
Organism: Kwoniella botswanensis
Lineage: Eukaryota; Fungi; Basidiomycota; Tremellomycetes; Tremellales; Cryptococcaceae
Exons: 5
Coding region: 1-1584 (527 amino acids)
Biological process (GO): transmembrane transport
Cellular component (GO): membrane
Molecular function (GO): transmembrane transporter activity
Source: RefSeq, a predicted model, not a curated record
AUGGUUGAACAGCACCCCUCAACUGAAACAGAUACGGUCAAUACCAACAGUCCUAAACAACAGAACGAAAAGGUCGUCCCGGCUGCUGUAGUAGAGGAUGAAGCUGCCAUCGAUGGUGUCGAUCCAGUAUAUGCAGCCAAAGCGAGAGUGCUUAAUCGAGCCAUCCAAGAUAUAGGUAUGGGACGUUAUCAAUGGCAGCUCUUCUUCGUCAUAGGAUUCGGAUGGGCUCAAGACAACUUAUGGCCUAUUGUCACAUCCCUUAUCCUCACUCCCAUCUCUAACGAGUUCCAUCCUUCGAAACCACCUUUACUUACAUUAGCACAGAACAUCGGUUUAUUAGCUGGUGCAGUCUGUUGGGGAUUCGGAUGUGAUAUAUUCGGCAGGAAAUGGGGGUUCAACCUUACAUUAGGAGUUACUGGUGUAUUUGGUAUGUUGGCCGCUUCAAGUCCUAACUUUGGUGCUGCAGGGACAUUCGUUGCUCUCUAUGGCUUCGGAGUGGGCGGGAAUUUGCCUGUUGAUAGCGCUAUCUUCCUUGAAUUCCUACCUCAAUCGCACCAAUACUUACUCACCGUCCUAUCGAUCUUCUGGGCAUUCGCGCAAUUACUCGCUACCCUCAUCGCCUGGCCAAUCUUAGGAAACCUCACAUGCCAACAGACUGAUCCUGAUUGUACCCGAUCGAAGAAUAUGGGUUGGAGAUAUUUUAUCAUUACCAUGGGUGGAUUGGCUUUGAUCAUGUUCUUCAUAAGAUUCUUCAUCUUCCACAUAUACGAGUCACCGAAGUACUUCAUGGGUAAAGGAAGGGAUGAUGAUGCUGUGACGAUUGUACAUGAGGUUGCUAGACGGAACGGGAAAGAAUCCAGCCUUACGGUAGAUGAUCUGAGAGCUUGUGAAGGUAUAACGGGAGGAGUCGUCACGGAACAUCAACAUGAUGCCACAGCUGCAAUCAAGAGGAAGAUGGAGAAGCUAAGUGCUAAGCAUGUCAAAGCCUUGUUUGCUACUAGAAGAUUAGCAUUUAGCACAUCACUAAUCAUGGUAGUCUGGGCAUUUAUCGGACUCGCUUUCCCAUUAUAUAACGCAUUUAUCCCCUACACACUCGCUACGAAAGGAGCCCAAUUUGGCGAUUCAUCAACCUACAUCACCUAUCGUAAUGCAUGUAUCAUUGCAGUUCUCGGUGUACCCGGUGCGAUGUUAGGCGGUCUACUUGUCGAAGUGAAAUGGAUUGGUCGUAAGGGCACACUGUGCCUCUCGACCUUGUUAACUGGGAUAUUCAUCUAUGGGUCCACUACGGCAAAGAACUCGAAUACCCUCCUGGCCUGGGAUUGCUUAUACUCGUUCUUCUCGAAUGUGAUGUAUGCUGUACUUUACGCUUACACACCCGAGAUCUUCCCUACAAAAGAUAGAGGGACGGGGAAUGCUUUGACUGCUACCGCGAAUAGAGUGUUUGGUAUAAUGGCCCCGAUCAUAGCCAUGUUCGCGAAUCUCGAGACAUCUGCACCAGUAUACACAAGUGGAGCACUGUUCUUGGCUGCCGGAGCGAUAGUUCUUAUCCUACCGUACGAAUCAAGAGGGAAGGCCUCGUUAUAA